UUUAUUUAUGUCGAAGUUUCAGAAGAGAGUAUUCGAAACGGUUUGUCAAAAGAUCAUAAAACUGGGAGUGGCUGAUUGUGUGAUCAUUCAUAAAUUGUACUGCUAUACCGAUUGCACGUGGUUUCGUAUACUACUGUGUUUACAUGUCAUUAAAACAUAGUGUGUCUACAACGUUGUCUCACGGUGUCUACAAACGAGUUGUAUGUUCUUUAAGCCAGUGUUUUCCGUAAACACACCAGAAAUAUUUUGGGCAACUGUGUGUUGGUUAUAGGCAGAGUGAUUCGACAUGUCGACCGGCGACAUUCCUCUAGCAUCUUCAUUUGACAAGAAGAACGGACAGGGUGUGUUGAAUUACCACACCGGGGAUGACGGUGUUGAGGAUGGUGUUAAACACCCGUACGUAGCGUACAGGAGCCGGUGGUAUGUGAUUGCAACACUCGCUGCUCUCAACUUUUCCAAUGCUAUGGCAUGGAUCUGUUUUGCAGCAAUCACCAACAUAACAGCUGUGUACUACAAUGUAACCCCAGAUGAUGUUAACUGGUUAUCUCUAAUAUACCUGAUAGUUACAGUACCCUUUGGAUUCCUCGCUAGUUGGGUAUUAGACACGUUCGGCAUCCGCACUGGAAUGCUUAUAGGUUCUUGGGUGAAUCUUCUUGGAAUCAUUUUAAGAUUCUUCAGCACCCUUCCUGCAGUUCCAGAGGAUAGUCGCUUCACCGUGGUUAUGUGUGGCCAGGGUUUGGCAGCCCUGGCCCAGCCGUUUCUCCUGUUUACACCGACCAAGCUUGCUGCAGUGUGGUUUCCAGAUAACCAGCGAGCCUUUGCAAACACGUUGGGUUCAAUGUCCCACCCGCUAGGCAUUCUAGCGUCAUUUUUACUGUCUUCCUUAAUCGUGUCGAAGCCUGCAGAUAUACCAACAAUGCUAUGGGUGUACACCAUACCGGCAGCAGUAGCAUGUGCGAUGUGUACUUUGGGUGUGUGUCAGAGUGCACCGCCUACCCCACCCUCAGCGAGUGCAGCGGGAGAUCAUGAAACAUUUCUGGCUGGACUCCAAAAGUGCAUUGAAAAUCUGCCUUUUAUGCUACUCAUGCUAACAUUUGGAGGUGGAUAUGGAUUGUUUAACGGUCUGAGUACCUUCCUAGAACAGAUCGUUUGUCCAAUCGGCUACAAUGAUAAUUUCGCUGGUUUGGUAGGCGGUCUUAUGAUAGCUUUUGGACUGGUUGGUGCUGUGGCGUCUGGGCUGAUUGUGGAUCGAACCAAAGCCUUCACUCCAGUUACUAAGAUUUCAUUCACAUUUGCUGUUCUUUUUGGUAUUGUUAUGACAGUGUUUACACACUUUGCAUAUAUGGGUAUCGGCGUUGCUGUGGGUGCUAUUGGAUUUGGGUUAUUUGGUUUCGCGCUCUUUCCUAUUGCCUUGGAACUUGGAGUGGAAUGCACAUACCCGGUAGCAGAGGGAACCAGCGCAGGUCUACUUCAGAUAUCAGGGCAAUUUCAAGGCAUCAUUCUUAUCUUGGUUGGUCAGUAUCUUGCCCAGCCUCUCAACAUAGACGAGGUGCCUGCCCAGCAGUGUAUUCCCGUUGACGGACCACAGUCAGAAGUCACUAUGACACCACUGACAUUCGCUGACAAUGUCACCUACAUGUCAACAAUGGAGACGACAGAAAGUAUGUCAACAAACGAGACAACAGAAAGUACACCUAUUUAUAUACAGCAUAUGACAGUACCCAUGUAUGUGUUCUGUGGCUAUGCUCUGGUUUCUUGCUUGCUACUGGUCAUCUUCUUCAAGACAAGAUACAGAAGAAUAGAAGCUGAGCAGGGUGCUAAAGAGUAGGUUUUCAGUCACAUCAAUUCCCUCACUCCAAGGGACGGUGCAUCCCUUAUAAUAUCUAAGCUUUAAAAUUAAGACAUUUGUACUCAUUGAGGUUAAAAUGAAGCUGCAACAGCUUGUAUCUUGCCCUUUGGUGCUGUGAGUUUGGAGGAAGUUAUGGUUUAGUUGUCAUAAUAAAACUUGUUUGUAAUCCAUCUAUAGUUUUUGCCAUACACUGCCCAUCUUCAGCCAGACUGGAUAUAGUAAAAUAAACAUCUAAGUUUUGUAUAAGAUUUGUAAAAACCAAAAUGAACAUUCUUGAUUCCUGAUGCAAGCUUUACAUCUAUUAGAUUUGUAGUUGUUAUAUAAAAUCUGUAUAAACGAUUGUGAUUUAAUUUAAUAGAUAAAGUUACUAAGUUACUUCAAAGGUGUCAUCAUUACAGAUGCCAUACGGCAACAUCAUGCGCCUGCAUAUCAGUUCAGUCGGUUUGUUCAAAUGCAGCCAGUGUGCCCAAUGUCAUGCAGAAGGAACGAAAUACCACGGUAAGCAGCGCUAGAGGCUAUCAAGGAUGUUCCCCUAUACUGUGUCUUUCUUUGCUUGUCUCUUGCCAUCCACCG
Asterias rubens (European starfish) is the source of this 2422-nucleotide messenger RNA. RefSeq names its product solute carrier family 49 member A3-like. Gene Ontology annotation, biological process: transmembrane transport. Gene Ontology annotation, molecular function: transmembrane transporter activity. The record is from RefSeq and is a predicted model, not a curated record. The transcript is spliced from 9 exons. Bases 287 to 1828 code for a protein of 513 amino acids. Gene Ontology annotation, cellular component: membrane. NCBI's taxonomy places the organism in Eukaryota, Metazoa, Echinodermata, Asteroidea, Forcipulatida, Asteriidae.